Messenger RNA from Trichosurus vulpecula (common brushtail), 1801 nucleotides. RefSeq names its product PARP1 binding protein (gene PARPBP). The transcript is spliced from 11 exons. Lineage: Eukaryota; Metazoa; Chordata; Mammalia; Diprotodontia; Phalangeridae. The record is from RefSeq and is a predicted model, not a curated record. Gene Ontology annotation, biological process: negative regulation of double-strand break repair via homologous recombination. Gene Ontology annotation, cellular component: chromatin. The coding region runs from base 59 to 1801 and encodes 580 amino acids.
GAGCCUCAGCCAAAGAAGCCGAGGCGGCGAGAGCCCUGGCGGGGGUCUGGUGAGGAAAAUGGCUCCACCUUCUGAAGCUGUCUUGGAUAUGAUCAAAAGCUUGAGAAGAAACUGGCACAGCCUUUGUCCUUCUGAGAGGACUACUGUGUGUGGUGCCGAUUUCAUGCUCGAGACUUUGCAGCUGUCUAUGGCAGAGAUCAAUAAACAGCAUGCUGGAGAAUUCACUGUCCUUCUUAGUGAUGUAUUGGUGGCUUGGAAACACUUACUACAUGAGAAACUAGACUUGCCAUUUGAAGAUAUGGAAGUGGUUGAGCAUUAUAAAGACAUUAGAAAGACCUAUGAUGCUUUUUUGAAGAACAGCAACAUUCUUGAUCUGAUUGAUGUGUACCAGAAAUGUCAAACAUUGACUUCUAUUUGUGAAAAUAAAGUUAUGUCUCCUGUACAACUAUUAGAUUUCAUAUCUGGCAGAUUAUGCACAUCCUAUGAAAAUAUAAAUCUUUCUGGAUCAGAAUCUCCAACCAGUAAAUGUAACUUGGAUAAUAAAAAGGUACAGUCAAUAGCAAGAAAAAUUAUCUGUUCGUAUUUAAGCCUGUUGGUGAAUUCAAGGAAUGACUUAGCCUUGGCUCACAUCAUUAACAUUCCUGACAGAGGACUUGGAAGAGAAGCCUUCACAGAUCUCAAACAUGCUGCUCGAGAAAAGCAAAUGUCUGUCUUCCUGGUUGCCACUUCAUUCAUUAGGAUGAUAGAACUUGGAGGGAAAGGAUAUGCCCCUUCACCAUCUGACCCUCUCAGGACACAUGGAAAGGGGUUGAAUAAUUUUAUUAUUUUCAUGGACAAACUGGAAGAAAUUCUGGGAGAAAUACCAAAUCCAAGAAUUGCAGGAGGUCGGAUACUCUCAGUAAUAAAGACAGAGUUGAUAAAAGGCCGAAGCAGUGGGGAUCCAUUCUGUCAAGCGACAGAGGAAGUUACUCAGGAUUUGGAUUUGAGGAUUAAAAACAUUAUCAACUCUCAACAAGAAGAUAAAGUUGUUAACACCACUGGCAGCAGCCCAGCGCGGCCAAAAUCUUAUGCUAUUAAUCAUGGCACUGCCUACUGUGGCAGAGACACGGUGAAGAUUUUACUUGUUCUCUUGGAUGAAGAAGCAUCGAAUCCUCCCACUGAAAACAAAGCAGACCUUUUGUAUGGGGAUGAAAAUACAACCUCAUACAUGGGCACUCCUAUCCUGACUCUUUUUAGUUCUCCAACACAGGCAAAGGAAUUCUUGAUCAAGCCUCUAAGAGAACGUGUUCAGAAAUCAAUGGAAGAGAAAAAAACAAAGAUGAAACAAACCUUAAUCAGGUCCCAGUUUGCUUGCACUUACAAAGAUGACUUCAUGACCAGCCACGAGAGAUGCAGCAGUAGGAACCAUGCCAAAGAAGAGCCAGUGUGUACACCUCACCUGCAAAAUGCCCUUCCUGAAGGCACAAAUUCAUUUGAUGGAGUACCAACCCUUGGAACAAGUUCUGGAAUUGUUCAGCUGAACAGAAGUAAAACUGAAAAAUUAUCCAAAAAAUCAAGUGGUCCGACAGGAAACAAGGGCCCCAAGAGGAAACAGGUGGAUUUGAAUGGUGACAAUGGCCUCUGUGAUCAUGAAAAUGAACUGUCUCAGCCCCAAAUGGGUAAGAUCCCUAAGACAUCGAACAAUCUACAAAAUAAAUCAAACCAAAUUCUAGCCAGAUCAGCAGCAAAAAGCUGCAAGCCAGCCCCCAAGAAUAAGUUGAUUGCAGGGCAGACAAAAUUAACUCAGUUUUUUAGACUCUGA